Molecule: messenger RNA, 2580 nt
Organism: Betta splendens (Siamese fighting fish)
Lineage: Eukaryota; Metazoa; Chordata; Actinopteri; Anabantiformes; Osphronemidae
Product: protocadherin beta-15-like
Exons: 1
Coding region: 108-2522 (804 amino acids)
Biological process (GO): homophilic cell-cell adhesion
Cellular component (GO): plasma membrane
Molecular function (GO): calcium ion binding
Source: RefSeq, a predicted model, not a curated record
UUCGACUGGUUGUGGUUUGUCCGUACAAACAGAGCGCAAUGCAGGCAUUUUGUUCUUCAAAUACUGGAUAUAACUAGUACCUAACUCUGCAUUCGUUAGACUUAUUCAUGAAUCAAACCAUGGAUUUAACCGGACACAGCGGGCGUCUACGAAGGAAAUGUGUCGCCUUCGUUUUGGCUUUCGUAGUGAUUUUUACAACGGCAAUGGGCCAAAUAAGAUAUUCUAUAUCCGAAGAGAUCAAAGAAGGGACUGCGGUUGGAAACAUAGCAAAGGAUCUGGGAAUUGAUGCAAAUAUAUUAAAGACGAGGGGAUUUCGCAUUGUUUCGAGCUCCACCGAGCCCCUCUUCCAGGUACACCAGAACGACGGGAUGCUAUAUGUAAGCCGUAACAUUGACCGAGAGGAAAUAUGCCAGCGAACCAGUGUGUGUUUGAUAAACCUCAAAACAGUGCUAGAAAACCCACUAGAGGUCCACUAUGUGGCAGUGGAAGUGCUAGAUGUGAACGACCAUUCCCCCUCGUUCCCUGAGAACAACAAAAGGCUGGAGAUUUCGGAAUCAGCGUCGGCAGGAACGAGGUUCCAGUUGCACGCUGCCAUCGACCCUGACGGUGGGGUGAAUUCUAUUCAACAGUAUAAACUCAGCGGAAACAAUAAUUUUCGACUAGAAGUGAAAGAUCGCGGGAAAGAUGGUAAAGUUCCUAUUUUACAACUGCAAAACCCAUUAGACAGAGAACAGUCUAGCAGCCACAGGCUCGUGCUCACAGCCUUGGAUGGAGGCAAACCUCCAAAAUCGGGCACUAUGGAAAUAUUGAUAGAUGUUCUGGACGUGAAUGACAACGCUCCGGUUUUUACAAAAGACGUCUAUUCUGUAGACAUAAACGAAGACGCACCUAUUGGCACAACAGUCGUGCGAGUGAAUGCCACAGAUGUGGACGAAGGAUCAAAUGGAGACGUCACUUAUUCCUUCGGUAAUGUUAAUAAACAGGUGCGUGGGUUGUUUGAUGUUGACUCGAGAACAGGUGAAAUAUUUGUGAAAGGACGUUUGGACUAUGAAGUGGAUGACAGUUAUGAAAUAGAUAUUCAAGCGUCUGACAGCGGCGCUCUUCCGCUUAGAACGGACAAAAGCGUCACUGUGAACAUAAAAGACAUAAAUGACAACGCGCCUGUAAUAGAAAUAACGUCGCUAUCCAACACAAUUUCUGAAGAUUCCAGACCAGGAACCACGGUAGCACUUCUCAGUAUUACAGAUUUGGACUCUGGGGUGAACGGAAAAGUUAUGAGCUUUGUGAAAAGCGACGUCCCCUUGACGCUAACGCCUUCAAUACAAGACAACAUGUACGCUGUGGUGACAAAGACGCAGCUUGACAGGGAAACCACGUCUAUUCACGAAGUUACGGUAAUUGCGAAAGAUGCAGGUGAACCAGCCUUGACGUCUGAGAAAACGUUUAGAGUGGUUGUAUCCGAUGUAAACGACAACAGCCCUCAGUUUUUAUUUAGCCAGUAUAAUUUUUAUGUCAGUGAAAAUAACGUUCCUGGAGUGCCUUUAUUUUCUAUAACUGGCUCUGACCGCGAUGAGGGAGAUAAUGCUCUAAUUACUUAUCACAUUUUAAGAGAUCGACGCGAAGAGAGUAAAGUCGUUUCAUUUCUCAAUAUUAACCCUGAAAACGGAGACGUCGUGGCGCUGAAAGGUUUUGACUUUGAGACCCUGAAGACGUUCCAGUUCCAAGUCGUGGCCUCAGACUCUGGAACUCCGUCACUGAGCAGCAACGUCACAGUGAACGUGUUCAUCCUGGAUCAGAACGACAACGCUCCAGUCAUCCUGUAUCCAGUCAGCUCCAACGGUUCUGCUGAAGGUGUGGAGGAGAUUCCCCGCAAUGUGAACGCAGGACACUUGGUGACUAAAGUCAGAGCCUAUGACGCUGAUAUAGGAUAUAACGGCUGGUUACUGUUCUCACUGCAGCAGGUCACUGACCACAGUCUCUUUGGCUUGGACCGCUACACAGGACAGAUCAGAACACUGCGCUCAUUCACAGAGACAGACGAGGCUGAGCAUAAACUGCUCAUACUGGUCAAAGACAAUGGCAACGUCUCACUCUCAGCAACAGCUACUGUGCUGGUGAAACUGGUGGAGCCCAAAGAGGCUUUUGCAGCUUCUGAUGUCAAAAGUUCAGCAAAACACGACGAGGAGAAUAAUGUGACUUUCUACCUGAUGAUAACUUUGGGCUCAGUUUCAGCACUUUUCCUCAUCAGCAUCAUUGUGCUGAUUGCAAUGCAGUGCUCAAAGUCCACAGACUAUACUUCUAAAUAUGUGCAGGAGCCUAAUUAUGACGGGACACUGUGUCACAGCAUCCAGUACAGAUCUGGAGACAAGCGCUACAUGUUAGUUGGACCCAGGAUGAGUAUAGGAUCUACUAUAGUCCCAGGAAGCCACGCAAACACUCUGGUGCUUCCUGACAGGAGGAAAACGUCUGAAGAGGUAAGACGUUUAAAAUCCACUGCUUUGUUUACAAAUCCAUAUCGCUGAAUAUGAUGGUUCCUCCUGAGACCUAUCAGACCUAAUUCUUAAAUCAGAACCAUUUAUC